Ziziphus jujuba (common jujube) is the source of this 1017-nucleotide messenger RNA. RefSeq names its product cytochrome P450 714C2-like. NCBI's taxonomy places the organism in Eukaryota, Viridiplantae, Streptophyta, Magnoliopsida, Rosales, Rhamnaceae. The record is from RefSeq and is a predicted model, not a curated record. Gene Ontology annotation, molecular function: heme binding; iron ion binding; oxidoreductase activity, acting on paired donors, with incorporation or reduction of molecular oxygen.
AUGACAAAGUUGAUGAUGGAAUCGGUGGAAAGGUCAGUUGUGAAGCCACUGAUUAAUUUGAUUGAUGGAGGAGGUGGAGUUGCUGAUGUUAACGUUGAUGAACAUAUGACCAACUUCACAAGAGGUGCAAUGUCAAGGCUAUGUUUCGGGAGCAAUAGUUCUGAAGGGGAGGACAUUUUCUUAAAGCUUGAAGCUCUUGCAGAAAUCAUAUCGAAAAUUAUAUAUAUGUGUGUAAUAUAUAUCUUCAGGUAUAUUCCAACUAAAAGCAAUAGAGAAAUAAAGAGACUGAAAAAAGAGAUUCAAGGCUUAAUUCUGAAGAUUGUGAAAGAAAGAAAAAAAGCGAUGACAACAGAAAAGGACUUGCUAUAAAUAGCAGCCGCAAAUAGCUGUUCAAGUCAAAAUGCAAUGGACACCUUCAUUGUUGACAACUGCAAGAACAUAUACUUCGCUGGCUAUGAAACCACUGUCUCUUCCGCAAUGUGGACCUUGCUGGCAAUAAAUUCCCAGUGGCAAGGUAAAGCUCGAGCAGAAGUUCUCGAAAUUUGUGGGGGACAGAUGCCAGAUGCUAACAUGCUUCGCAACAUGAAAAUUUUGACAAUGGUAAUUCAAGAGUCUCAGCGCCUUUACCCUCCGGCUCCAGUUCUAUCGAGGGAGGCAUUCGAAGGUGUAAAAUUUCAAGGAAUUGAUGUGCCUAAAGGAAUCAACAUUUGGAUAUCAACGAUAGCACUGCACUAUGAUGAGGAAAUAUGGGGAUCUGAUGCUAAUACCUUUAACCCUAAAAGGUUCGCUAAUGGUGUGAAUGGCUCAUGCAAGAGCCCUCAUGUUUAUGUUCCUUUCGGUUCGGGACCCCGGAUAUGUGUGGGACAGCACCUUGCCAUGUUUGAACUCAAAAUUCUUCUGGCUCUAAUGCUAUCCAACUUCUCAUUUUCCUUGUCACCUAAAUAUAACCAUUCCCCAUGUUUGAAGGCGGCUAUGGAGCCUAAAGAUGGAGUGAAUUUGAUCAUCAGGAAGCUUUAA